Messenger RNA from Prionailurus viverrinus (fishing cat), 4144 nucleotides. RefSeq names its product T-box transcription factor 5 (gene TBX5). The record is from RefSeq and is a predicted model, not a curated record. Lineage: Eukaryota; Metazoa; Chordata; Mammalia; Carnivora; Felidae. Gene Ontology annotation, biological process: cardiac left ventricle formation; pattern specification process; positive regulation of DNA-templated transcription. Bases 977 to 2536 code for a protein of 519 amino acids. Gene Ontology annotation, cellular component: nucleus. Gene Ontology annotation, molecular function: DNA-binding transcription factor activity, RNA polymerase II-specific; RNA polymerase II cis-regulatory region sequence-specific DNA binding. The transcript is spliced from 10 exons.
GGAGGCGCGCGGCCCGGCGAGCGGCGGGGAGGUUUGCAGGACGCGCGGCCUGGUUCUGUCACAGCGCAUCUAGCUUGCCUCCGCCAGCCCCGAGCUGCCGCCGACCGCGACCGGGGCGCGCGAGGGGACGGUCCCGGCGGCCCCCGGCGGCAGGCAGCGCACGUGGGCGACGCCAGCCCCGCGUUCUUUUGUUGCCAGCCGGCCGCGGGGCUCCCAUCACCGCCUCGCCCAAGCCCCAAGGGUGUGGUGAGGGAAGCUGCUGGGGAGUCGGGCCUCGCGAGCCGUCCUCGUCGGCCCCACUCCGGGUCUCCGGCCACCGCAGACCUGGGUGGGACCCAGCCUUUCCCUUCAGCGGCUGCGAAGCUUUGGGGGGGGCGCCAUCCUUAGCGCCCCCUUCCCAGUGCAGCCCGGUGUGGGGGGAGGAGAUCCCCACUUGGAAACGUGGAGGACAUUGGAAAGCGAUCAGAGCGGGGAGGCAGGCUCAUCCGGGCUUGAACAGUUCUGCAGCUGUUCCUUUACGUGCUGGCAACCCCGGCCCGUUCUCCCCGUUGCGUCGGACCUCCGAGUUGGAUCCAGCGCCUGCCGCCCAGGAUUUGUCCGGGACCCAUUUUGUCCUCCUCGGCCCGAGCUUGGGCCUGCAUUUCCAGCGAGCCAGGCCCGGCUGAAGCUCGGAGAAACUCCCCUCGGCCUGGUCGCUCGUCAAAAUGCCCGUCCGGGCCGGAGAGCCGAGAAAGCCUGGAGAUCGCGCAGCCCCGGCGGCCUGCAGAGCGCUGGCCUGCUGCGCCCAGCAGCGCGCCUCCCUCCCCGCUGCUGCGCGGCCGCUCUCCUGCCUUUUCUGUUCUUGGUUUUGCAAGAGGCGGGUUACUGUAGACGUUUUGCCUGCUGCAGGAGAAUAUGCCUCCUGUGACUUUUAAUACACAGAGCCGUGAUGUCCUUCUAGCAGGACCCUGCUCGGGCACAGGGCGCCAGGCACACCAUGGCCGACGCAGACGAGGGCUUUGGCCUGGCACACACUCCCCUGGAACCUGAUUCGAAGGAUCUACCCUGUGACUCCAAGCCCGAGAGCACGUUAGGGGCCCCCAACAAGUCUCCGUCAUCCCCGCAGGCCGCCUUCACCCAGCAGGGCAUGGAAGGGAUCAAGGUGUUUCUCCACGAAAGAGAACUGUGGCUGAAAUUUCACGAAGUCGGCACAGAAAUGAUCAUAACCAAGGCCGGAAGGCGGAUGUUUCCCAGUUACAAAGUGAAGGUGACGGGCCUUAACCCCAAAACGAAAUACAUCCUCCUCAUGGACAUCGUUCCCGCGGAUGAUCACAGAUACAAGUUCGCAGACAAUAAAUGGUCUGUGACGGGCAAAGCAGAGCCCGCUAUGCCGGGCCGCCUUUACGUGCACCCAGACUCGCCGGCCACUGGGGCACACUGGAUGCGGCAGCUGGUCUCCUUCCAGAAACUCAAGCUCACCAACAACCACCUGGACCCAUUCGGGCACAUUAUUCUAAAUUCCAUGCACAAAUACCAGCCCAGAUUACACAUCGUGAAAGCAGAUGAAAAUAAUGGAUUUGGCUCAAAAAAUACUGCGUUCUGCACCCACGUCUUUCCUGAGACCGCCUUUAUUGCGGUGACUUCCUACCAGAACCACAAGAUCACCCAAUUAAAGAUUGAGAAUAAUCCCUUUGCCAAAGGAUUCCGGGGCAGUGACGACAUGGACCUACACAGAAUGUCAAGAAUGCAAAGUAAAGAAUAUCCCGUGGUUCCCAGGAGCACAGUAAGACAGAAAGUAGCCUCCAACCACAGUCCUUUCAGCAGUGAGCCUCGAGCUCUGUCCUCCUCGUCCAACUUGGGGUCCCAGUACCAGUGCGAGAAUGGUGUAUCCGGCCCCUCCCAGGAUCUCCUGCCCCCGCCCAACCCAUACCCACUGCCCCAGGAGCACAGCCAAAUUUAUCACUGCACCAAGAGGAAAGCAGAUGAAGAAUGUUCUACCACGGACCACCCGUAUAAGAAGCCCUACAUGGAGACGUCGCCCAGCCCCGAGGACCCUUUCUACCGCUCCGGCUACCCCCAGCAGCAGGCCCUGAGUGCCUCCUACAGGACAGAGUCGGCCCAGCGGCACGCCUGCAUGUAUGCCAGCUCCGUGCCCCCCAGCGAGCCGGUGCCCAGCCUGGAGGACAUCAGCUGCAACACGUGGUCCAGCAUGCCCCCCUACAGCAGCUGCACGGUCACCACGGUGCAGCCCAUGGACCGGCUGCCCUACCAGCCCUUCUCCGCUCACUUCACCUCGGGGCCCCUGGUCCCCCGGCUGGCUGGCGUGGCCAACCACGGCUCCCCGCAGCUCGGAGAGGGAAUGUUCCAGCACCAGCCCUCCGCGGCCCACCAGCCCGCGGGCAGGCAGUGCGGGCCUCAGACUGGCCUCCAGUCCCCCGGCGGCCUUCAGCCGUCCGAGUUCCUGUAUCCUCACGGCGUGCCGAGGACCCUGUCCCCACAUCAGUACCACCCUGUGCACGGGGUCGGCAUGGUGCCAGAGUGGGGCGAGAACAGCUAAAGGGAGGGCUGCUUCGUCACAGACGUUGGCCGGGGAGAGAGAGAGAGAGAGAGAGAGAAGCGCGGGAGACAGACGGAAGCAGAGAGGACCCCCGCCGGAGGCGUUUCUCCUCCGCAGUGUUCACGUCUGCCCUCGAGAGCCCUGGACGCUGAUCUAAUCAGUAGCUCGAAACCACAAUUCAAAAAAGGUGACUUUGUUGUUUCAACACUUAAAAAAAAAAAAAAAAAAAGACAAAAAAAAAACACAAGAUGCACCCCACCUGCCACGACCACUCCACGCGUCGGCCGGCCAUGUUCACGCCACCUCCGGGAGUCCUCCGGGAUUCCUUCUUUUGGCCUCCAAAAGGCCUUUGCCUUAUCGAGGGUUUUAGCCUAAAGGUGUGGCUGGAGUCUUUCCUGUCUCAGUGUUAAUGUUGACGUUGUUAUAUAAUAAAUAAUAAUAUAUUUUUUCUUUCAAUUUUCUUAAUGGGACCCAGUCCCUUAUGGGGGGGGGAGGGGGAGAGGUCUGAGGCAAGUGUGUUUCCUAUAAGUACUUGCGGGGGUUCCCCUCACGUACACCACGGCCGGAACCGGAGAUUCGCCACCCUGCCCUUGACUAAGAAAUUACCUACCUCUGCCACGUGAUGUUCUCGAGAAAGUUCCCUACGUCCUGGCCUUUGUCCGACUUUUCCCACCUUGCCGGGCCUCGCGGAGCCCCGCUUGGCCCUUCUUCUUUACCAGCGGGGUCAGCAUAGCGUUGCACUCCGUCUGGCCUCCUAUCUUACUCAGCCCUCCCGUCGUCCCAGCUCUGUGUCUUUCCAGCCGUCUGUCGCUAAGACGUGGCCUAUAGCUUCCCGACCGGAAAGCUUGCUUUGAAAAACUUAAAAAGCCUUGGGUUACACGCGGGCAGAACUGUGAUAAGCCAGGAGCAAGCUCUGUGCCGACAAGCGUUGCAAAAAGGCCAAAGCAAAUAUUCGUCCUGAUAAAACACAAAGCCAGCCCCAAGCUUCCAAAUGUCCCGUCACCGUCGCCGGCGACCCGGCCCGGACGCCACGCGAGGCCCGCCGUUCCUAGAGAAAGGGCGAGACGUGCUCGCCGAUUGGUUUUCUCCAAAGCGAUCAUACCAACGCCAGAUGCCGACACCAAACUGUGGUUAUUGAAAGCAGAAAACAGUAUUAAAAAAAAAAAAAAAUAAGCGUGUAAGUAAAAUGUUAUUGCAGGGUUCUUCAGAUGUAAUAUUUUACUGGUACUAUUUAUUUAUAAAUAGGAAUUCUAAUUAAGUAAUAACAUGAAAUGAAAUCCAGCAUGGGAGCUGGCCAAGAGCUUUUAAUUUUAUGAAUACUCAAAACCAAGUUUGCGUUUUUUUUUUCCUUUCGAAUGUGCUUUGCUUUCUUGAUUAAAAAAAAAAAAAUUUUUUUUUUUUUUUUAAACUGACCCUAAUAAAGAGAACAGGGUAAUAUGUGAGGCUAAGUAUGUCCAAGUAUGAGCGAGUGUGUAUGUUUGUACGUGAGUGUCUUCAUGCGAUCACGUCUUUUGAUGUUGCUACGGGGGUGGGGUGAGAAUUAAGUAACCAUUUCGUGUAUUUGUGCGCCAAUUAAUGCCUAAUAAAUACCAUGUGCUUAAAAAAGUA